Arachis duranensis is the source of this 3591-nucleotide messenger RNA. RefSeq names its product tyrosine-sulfated glycopeptide receptor 1. Gene Ontology annotation, molecular function: ATP binding; protein binding; protein kinase activity. The record is from RefSeq and is a predicted model, not a curated record. Gene Ontology annotation, cellular component: plasma membrane. The transcript has a single exon. Bases 199 to 3435 code for a protein of 1078 amino acids. Gene Ontology annotation, biological process: protein phosphorylation; hormone-mediated signaling pathway. NCBI's taxonomy places the organism in Eukaryota, Viridiplantae, Streptophyta, Magnoliopsida, Fabales, Fabaceae.
UUGCAGAGUCAAUGGAUGGUCAUGCUCAUUAGCCAUGCCAACCCAAAAAUCUCUCACCACAUUGGUUCUUCUCUUUCCUUGUGUUCCCCUCUUCCUUCUUCUUCUUCAUCUUCAUCACCUUCAUCAUCACUUCAACUUCAACAACUUGUAACUGUUAUUACUCCCUCUUAAUCAAUCUUUGAUUCUUGUUUAGUUGUGAUGACACAAGCUUCUUGUUUUAAUUUGAUGGUAUCUGUUAUUGUAUUGCCUUUGAUUCUCUCCUUGUUUUUGAUUCAUCAAGUUUCAUGUUGUAACAAGAAUGAUAGAGAUUCUUUAUUGGCCUUGUAUGGCAACAUAUCAAUCUCUUCCACACAUGCUUCUCUCAAUUGGUCAAAUUCUUCUGAUUGCUGCAAAUGGGAAGGGAUUACCUGUGAUUUGGAUCUCAGAGUCACACAUCUUGAGCUUCCAUUUAGAGGAUUAUUCGGCCGAAUUUCGCCAUCUCUGACCGGUCUUGAAGGUCUAUCAUACCUUAAUCUGUCACAUAAUCAGUUAUCUGGUAACCUCCCUGACCACCUAUACCAACUGUUUGAUCAUUUGCUUGUUCUUGAUUUAAGCUAUAAUAGGCUCUCUGGUGAAUUGCCAGAAUCACCCUUUGUUGAUAGUAACAAAACUAGCAAUAGAAAUACCAAUACAAGUGUUGUGAUUCAGGAGAUUGAUUUGUCUAGUAAUUUGUUCAAUGGAACAUUGAAACAUUCUCUCAUUCAGCAUAUAGCAGCAGGAGGGAAUUUGGUGUAUUUCAAUGUUAGCAAUAACAGCUUCACAGGUCAAAUUCCAACUUCACUCUUUUGCAUCAAUGAUCAUAACUCCUCGGCUUUGAGAUUCCUGGACUUUUCCUACAAUGAUUUUGGUGAUACUAUUCAGCCGGGGCUCGGAGCGUGUUCAAAGCUCGAGAAGUUUAGAGCAGGAUUCAAUGAACUAACUGGGAAUCUCCCAGUUGAUGUCUUUGAUGCUGUUUCUUUGACAGAAAUCUCUUUGCCCCGGAACAAGCUUGGUGGAACAAUCGACAAUGGCAUUGUUCGCCUCACGAACCUCACAGUUUUGGAGCUAUACUCCAAUAAUUUAAUAGGAAAAAUUCCACCAAGGAUUGGUGAACUCAUCAAAUUGCAGAGUUUGCUCCUUCAUGUUAACAAUUUGACUGGUACCUUGCCCCAAUCUAUGAUGAACUGUGCCAAUCUUCUUGUGUUGAAUUUAAGGGUCAACUUAUUGGAAGGGAAUCUCUCAGCGUUCAACUUCUCAAGAUUCCUUAAACUCACAACACUUGAUCUUGGCAACAAUAACUUCAGUGGCAUCUUGCCACCAACACUCUAUGCAUGCAAGAAUCUUACAGCUGUGAGAUUAGCGUUCAAUAAUCUCGAGGGACAGAUUUCGCAUGAGAUUGUUGGCCUUCAAUCCCUUUCUUUCCUAGCAGUUUCAAGGAACCAGCUGCAAAACAUCACGGGGGCUCUGCGAAUUCUCACAGGGCUAAAGGAGCUUAAAACUCUGAUGCUCUCAAAAAAUUUCUUCUAUGAAAAGUUACCUAGUGAUGUUGACAUAGCAGACACAGGUGGAUUCCAGAAGCUCCAAGUUUUAGGACUUGGAGGUUGUAGUUUCACCGGCGAAAUACCAGGCUGGCUUGUGAACCUGACAAAGCUUGAGGUCUUGGACCUGUCCUUUAACGAAAUCAGUGGUUCGAUUCCUCCCUGGUUAGGUACACUUCCUCAGCUUUUCUACCUGGACUUGUCUGUUAACCACCUUACAGGAAUAUUUCCUAUUGAGCUUACAAGGCUGCCAGCACUGAUAUCACAACAGGCGAAUGAUAAAGUCGAAAGAGCUUACUUGGAGUUACCGGUUUUUGCCGACGCCAACAAUGUUUCCCAGAUGCAAUAUAAUCAGCUUUCCAAUCUGCCACCAGUGAUGUAUCUGGGACGGAACAGACUCAGUGGCAGUAUUCCAAUUGAGAUUGGAAAUUUGAAGGUCCUUCAUCAGCUGGAUUUGAAGAGCAACAACUUCUCUGGCAAUAUACCAUCUGAGAUUUCAAGCUUGGUUAACUUAGAGAAACUAGACCUCUCCGGAAACCAUUUAUCUGGCGAAAUUCCUGAUUCGCUCAAGGUGUUGCAUUUCUUGUCUUUCUUCAGUGUAGCAAACAAUAAUCUCCAAGGACGGAUACCAACUGGUGGACAAUUUGAUACAUUCUCCUCCUCCAGCUUUGAAGGGAAUGCGCAAUUGUGUGGCACAGUGAUUCAGCGCUCUUGUCCUACUCAACAGAAUUCUAACAGCACUGAAGCUCAUCGCGGCACAAACAGAAAAAUAAUAUUAGGACUUAUUAUUGCAGUGUGUUUUGGCACUGGUUGCAUCAUGACAGUGCUGACACUUUGGAUACUCUCCAAGAGAAGGAUCAAUCCCGGAGAAGACCAUGACAAGAUCGAACUUGGAUCGGUUUCUCCAUACUCCAACAGUGGUGUUCAUCCUGAGGUUGACAAGGAGGCCAGCCUAGUGGUAUUGUUCCCAAACAAAGCGAACGAAACCAAGGAUCUUACCAUAUUUGAGAUCUUGAAAGCAACUGAGAAUUUCAGCCAGGCGAACAUAAUAGGAUGUGGUGGAUUCGGUUUGGUUUACAAGGCAACAUUACCAAAUGGAAUUACACUAGCCAUCAAGAAGCUUUCAGGGGAUUUAGGCCUCAUGGAGAGGGAAUUUAAGGCAGAGGUAGAGGCUUUGUCCACAGCACAACAUGAGAAUCUGGUGGCACUGCAAGGCUAUUGUGUCCAUGAUGGAUUUCGGCUUCUGAUGUAUACUUACAUGGAGAAUGGAAGUCUUGAUUACUGGCUGCAUGAAAAGGCGGAUGGUGCUUCUCAACUCGAUUGGCCGACUCGUUUAAAGAUUGCACGAGGGGCAAGCUGUGGUUUGGCCUAUUUGCAUCAGAUAUGCGAGCCACAUAUUGUGCAUCGUGAUAUAAAGUCGAGCAAUAUACUCCUCGACGAAAAGUUUGAGGCACAUGUUGCUGAUUUUGGCUUGUCCAGGUUGAUUCUUCCUUAUCAAACUCAUGUCACAACUGAACUUGUAGGCACAUUAGGAUACAUUCCCCCUGAGUAUGGACAAGCAUGGGUGGCAACUCUACGAGGAGAUGUGUAUAGCUUUGGAGUUGUCAUGCUAGAGCUUCUCACCGGAAGAAGACCGGUCGAUGUAUGCAAGCCGAAAAUGUCAAGAGAGUUGGUUGCUUGGGUUCAACAAAUGAGAAUUGAAGGGAAAGAAGAUCAAGUUUUUGACCCUCUUUUGAGAGGAAAAGGCUAUGAAGCAGAGAUGCUGCAAGUUCUUGAUGUGGCAUGUAUGUGUGUCAGCCACAAUCCUUUCAAGAGACCAAGCAUCAGAGAAGUUGUUGAAUGGUUGAAGAAUGUAGGAUUGUCCAAGCGAACAACAUAGUAUCAUCCAAGCAAAAAAAUUUCUCCAACAAAAAAUCUUUGACAAUAGAUAUAUAUGUAUACACUUGUGCAAAGAAAAUUUUGUUUUUUUUUUUUUCUAUAAGUACAGAUUAUCAUGAUUUUAUCACUGUAAAUUGUUGCUAGAAAGUUUUUGUAA